AUGGCUGAAGCGAAAGCUUUAUCUGAAGCGAAACUAAGACGUAGAACUGCUAAAGCCGCGCUAACCCGUAUAAGUAAAACGCUGAGAAUUAAACUACAAAACGAUAGACCCCCAGGCGAAAUAACCGAAGCUUUGCAAAAGGUGAAACAGGCGUAUAAUGAUUUAGUCGUUAAACAUGAAGAAUAUGCCCAGAACAUUGAAAAUGAUGAGGAAUUCGAAACAGAGGAAAAAUGGCUAGAAGAAAGUCAGGAUGCGUAUCUUCAACUAGAAUGUACAACAAAUGAUUAUAUUAUAAAUAAAAACAUGCAACAGACAUUGGGCGGAAGUGUUGAACAACCGGAAGCGAGUAGCGGAAAUAACGGAAGUGAAGCCCAAACGAACACUGAACAGUCGGAAACAGUCGGAGAAACUUCGGCAACUGAACAGCAAGCUGUAAAUGUGAACAACCAAGAAGAAACUUCUGAAAAUAAUGCUCAAUCGAGUAAUAAUGUCCAAGAAAAUGUUCAACAAAGCGCCACAACACCCUGUGGAUUCAAAAUGGAAAGACCCAAGAUGCCGCGAUUUGCUGGAGACGUCCGAGAUUACGUCAUAUUUCGAGCUGAUUUUAAACAUGCUGUAGAUUCAAGGUACGGUAAAAGAGAUGCAAUGUCCUUGCUACGUACGAGCCUUAGCGGAAGACCCUUGGAGCUGAUAAAAGGAAUUGGUAGCGACUACGAUGCUGCAUGGGAGCACCUAGAUUCGAUAUACGGAGACCCUAGAUUUGUCGCAGACACUGUCACCCAUGACAUUUCAAAAUUCAAACCACUUCGUGAAGAUGAAGACUCAAGAUUUUGUGAUUUAACCCAACUGGUUAGAAGAAGCUACAACACGCUCAAGGAAGUCAACAGACAGUUUGACAUGGAUAACAAUCACAUGAUAGCAAUAAUUGAACAGAAAUUGCACAUGAAUGACAGGAAGAUCUGGUCGCGCCAUUUGGAAAGCAGUGGAAAAGAGGCUACAUUAGAAAAUCUAAUCACAUGGAUGACAACAGAAAUGAAAACAAGAAUGAGAGCUACAGCGCCUCUGAGAA
Paramuricea clavata is the source of this 1069-nucleotide messenger RNA. Lineage: Eukaryota; Metazoa; Cnidaria; Anthozoa; Malacalcyonacea; Plexauridae. The record is from the annotation of a GenBank genome assembly.